Messenger RNA from Oreochromis aureus, 1904 nucleotides. RefSeq names its product sarcoglycan, epsilon (gene sgce). Gene Ontology annotation, cellular component: membrane; sarcoglycan complex. The coding region runs from base 236 to 1564 and encodes 442 amino acids. The transcript has 12 exons. The record is from RefSeq and is a predicted model, not a curated record. NCBI's taxonomy places the organism in Eukaryota, Metazoa, Chordata, Actinopteri, Cichliformes, Cichlidae.
GACAGCAUCACACAGAAACAUUUGGUAAAGGCGUGGCGCUGCUAUAUUCCGAUUCCCAUCAUGUUUUACCAUGUUUUUCCAUCCAGAUGUUCAGCCAAUGAGCGGUCCUGCUGUGUUUUCCAGUGAAGGCAGGAGGAGGCGGAGGGAGGAAUGCUGCAGGAUGCUUAUUAUUAUGGCUGUCAAACCCAGUGGCGAUUAGACAAAGCGGUCCUGUUUAAUGUAAAGAUUCGGGGAGAUGAUUUGCACCAUGUCCGCCGCAGCUGUCGCGGUAUGGCUUGGUACGGUGGUCACCAUCCUGUCGAGGUCGCACGCAGACCGUAAUGUCUACCCGUCUGCAGGGGUGUUGUUCGUCCACGUUCUGGAGAGGGAGUAUUUCAAAGGAGAGUUUCCUCCUUACCCAAAAGCAGGUGACCCCAGCAACGACCCGAUCACUUUCAACACCAACCUAAAGGGCUACCCCGACAGGCCGGGCUGGCUGCGAUAUAUCCAAAGGACCCCACAUAGUGACGGAGUGCUCUACGGUUCUCCCACUGCAGAGCACAUUGGCAAGCCCACUGUCAUAGAGAUUACUGCCUAUAACAGGCGCACUUUCGAGACAGCGCGGCACAACUUGGUCAUAAACAUCAAGGCUGCAGAAGAGUUCCCCCUACCUUACCAAGCAGAAUUCUACAUCAAAAAUAUGAAUGUGGAGGAGAUGCUGGCCAGCGAGGUGCUGGGAGACUUCCUGGGAGCGGUGAAGAACGUUUGGCAGCCCGAGCGACUGAAUGCCAUCAACAUUACCUCGGCAUUGGACCGCGGUGGCCGGGUGCCGCUACCUAUUAACAACUUAAAAGAAGGCGUCUAUGUGAUGGUCGGUGCUGAUGUUCCCUUCUCGUCGUGCCUGCGGGAGGUGGAAAGCCCACAUAACCAGCUGCGCUGCAGUCAGGAGAUGGAGCCCGUCAUCAGCUGUGACAAGAAGUUCCGAGCUCAGUUUCACAUUGACUGGUGUAAGAUUUCUCUGGUUGACAUCAACAAAGUAGUCCCAGUUUACGUUACACGUCCCGAACCCGGAACGGGGAUCCUGCCCGAAUUUGGGGAGUACAAACCCCCGUCCGAGUCUCUGAAAAGCCGGGACUACUUUUCCGACUUCCUCGUCACGCUGGCUGUUCCCUCCGCCGUGGCGCUAGUUCUCUUCUUCAUCCUCGGCUACACUAUGUGCUGCAGGCGGGAAGGGGUGGAAAAAAGAAACAUGCAAACACCAGACAUCCAGCUGGUUCACCACAGCUCCAUCCAGAAGUCCACCAAGGAGCUGAGGAGCAUGUCAAAGAACAGGGAGAUCUCCUGGCCGCUCUCCACGCUGCCCGUCUUCAACCCAGUCAGCGGUGAGGUGGUUCCACCCAUCCACCCCGACAACUACGAGACCACCAGCAUGCCACUGAUGCAGACACAGGCGAAUCUGCAAAACCAGAUUACGAUACCACAGCAGCGGCCAUCAGGAGAUAACUAUGUCAUGUCAACAUUUCGAAGGCUGGAGGUAAAUGGUAUUCCUGAGGAGAGAAAGGUGGCUGAAGCUCUGAAUUUAUGACCAGAAGCACCAGUGUUGCAGCUGCUCCUCUUCCUUUCUCCUAAAAUUUGUGCCAACCUGCAUGUGUCAGCAGUGAAAAUUUUAUUGUCCACUUGCGCACUUGCACCUUGACUAGUGAGUGUGAAAAAGACCCGAAGAGCUUAGCCGAUUAUAAAGAUAACUUAGAAUAUUUUGGAAUAUCCGUUUAAAUGUUUAAAGUGUGAUUAAUGUUUGUAUGUCAUACUGCUUUGCCCAGCGGACCUCUCGGGGCGUAAGGGUGUUUUAUAUUGAAAUGCUUUCGUCGCCAUGUGUUAUAACAUUUGUUCAAUGUGUCACAGGAUAAUAAACUCUUUCAAAAUAA